Messenger RNA from Coprinopsis cinerea okayama7#130, 2261 nucleotides. RefSeq names its product endoplasmic reticulum protein. NCBI's taxonomy places the organism in Eukaryota, Fungi, Basidiomycota, Agaricomycetes, Agaricales, Psathyrellaceae. Bases 1 to 2250 code for a protein of 749 amino acids. Gene Ontology annotation, molecular function: protein binding. Gene Ontology annotation, biological process: protein folding in endoplasmic reticulum. Gene Ontology annotation, cellular component: EMC complex. The record is from RefSeq and is a predicted model, not a curated record. The transcript has 5 exons.
AUGCGUCUACUCGCGUGGUUCUGGCUUCUAUGCGCGCUAUCCAUAUCCAGCCUUGCCCUACAUGAGUCAGACGUGGGCGUCAUCGACUGGCGCAAGGAGCUCGUUGGUGUCCCCGUGACGCUCUCCCCGGUUACAGCGCCGACGUUUGUACUCAAGGAUGUCGUGGUGACUGCUACGGGGAGUAAUGUUUUGGCGGGGCUGAAUGUGAGGGACGGGUCUGUUGCUUGGAGAUAUAUAUUCGAAGCGGACGAUCCAAUUAUCGGGUUUUAUCCAAACAGACGAGUCGUUGUAACACUCUCCGGCCCAGGCGGCUCAACCCUCCGCAAAUUCGACACCGCAACCGGCGCCCUCCUCAUCGAACGCUCCCUCCACGCUCCCCAGGACGGCCUCCUCGUCCACCCACCUUCCCUCGGAAAGUCCAUCGCAUUCAGCUCAGACUCUCAAGGCCUCUACGUCCUCUCCAACGGCCACACCGUCUCCUUCCUCGAAGGAAACACCGGGUCGACACUGUGGACAUGGUACUCGCCUGACCAGGGAAGUAAGACGAUGUUCUUGAAGGUCGUAGCACGGAAAGACGUAGUCUAUGUAGUGGGAGCUACGAAAGGUGUCGCUUCUCUCUCUUUGAACGUCGUCGUCCUCUCCGCAUCCACCGGCCAACUCCUGCACGACCGCGAAAUACCCUCGGGGAUAACCAACACCCUCACCGACGUCUUCACCUUCUACGAUGCCCACAAAACAACCGAACCUGUCCUCGUAUGGGUCGAAAACACAUCUUUGAAAUCCCUCGUCCUCGACUCCACGCUCUCGAAUAAACCACAUGACGUGAAGACUGCGGAGAAGUUGAUGUACCUCCUCGAUCUGGGAUUGACGAACCACGGGCAGGUUCUGGCUCAACUACCAGACGGCAGCUCGCGCCUCCUCCAGGUAUCCCAAGACGGAACAACCGCCUCGUCCCUAUACGAAUUCGACUCGAAGAGGCUGGGUGUGCUGUUUAACGGCGGAGUGGACGACCAAGGACGACCAUACGUUGCGCGGACGCAUUGGUCGCAGGAUCUUAACACGAUUGUACUGGACGUCGUAAACGCCUCGUCGACGACUGACCAAACACAGACCUACACCGUCCCCUUCGACACUAACAACGAGGGCAUCCUCGACCACAUCGCUUUCACGCUCCCGUCCUCCGGUGCCCCGCACCUGCUUACGACAGCAAGUUCAGGCGCCGUCCAACUCUUCGGCUCACCCUCCUUAACCACAUCAGACUCCAAAUCCCCAUCCACCCCCGACGCUCUAAACCACCACUGGACCCGGCACGAAGCCCUCGCCACCACCACCCUCGCCACCUUCGUCGAACUCCCCGAACCCCUCGUCAUCUCCACCACCGCCGACUUCACCAAAUCCGAAGGAUUCACAGGAAGACUGUUGAGACACGCCGUCGAAGCGCGGGACUUGCCGCGGUAUAUAGUGAAUUUCGUGAGGCGGUUUGUUACUGGUGAUUAUGCGAGUGCGACGUCUGCUGCGGUGGUCAUACCUGGUUCUUCCAUCCCACUUGACGCGGAAGCUGCAACCACUAACACGAACACCAACACAACAAUGACAACGACACCCCAAACAACACCUCUCUUCCGCGACCCCUUCUCCUUCCGCCAAAUCCUCCUAACAUUCACCGCCCCCGGCAAAAUCUACGCUCUGGAUUCUAGCAACGGCGAGAUUGUAUGGACGAGGACACUAGGGCUUGGGAGCGCGUUUUGGAUGGGCGGCAGUGUGAGUGCGAGGAAGGUGUGGGUUGUUAGGGGUGUUAAUGAUGUUGUGGUUGGGGAGGGUGUAGAGGAGGGCAAGGAUAAGGUUAGAGCGGAGGUGGUGUUGGUAGCUGAGCGACGAGCUUCGAACGGCCAAGCUACGACGAUGAUAUACCACUUUAACGCUCUAACGGGGGAGGACGUCUCAGUCCCCUUAUCUUCCUCUGACAAUAGCGAAAACAACGAAGAGACAAGGCGCCCUGCGGCACCCGGCUUCCUCGAAGGCAUCGAAUUGGUCGAAGGACCGUAUACGGAGUCGUUCCUCCUCCCGGAUGGGCGGAGUGUGGUUGUUUUGGACGAGUUCAUGCAGGUGGGUUUCUUGGGUUUUUGUAUUCUUUUUUGGGAGGUUGAGUUGAGAUGGGAUGAAUUUGUUCUCCACAUCUCCUCCACAUUCAUCUCCUCGCUCCAUUCUCACAUCUCCUCGAUUCCAAAUCUUCUUCUUGAUUCCGAGUAACUGACUACCGA